CUCUCACAAACCUGAUUUGUCGCCGCCGCCGUCGCCGAAAAAUCCAACAUCAUAUUCCAUUCCACCUGAAUUCGCCUCGCGCAAGGCUAGCUACCAUGCCUUGAGCGUGGCGCUGGCUUUCGCUCUAUCGCUCUGUCGUGCAGAAUGCUCAUUUCGAUCCGCGGCUUCCCCGGACGAGAUGCGCCCGCGGCGAGCUUCGUCCGGCUUGCGCGCCACCGCGCCGCUCGCCGGGCAUGUGCAUGGCCGCGGCGACGGCUAGGCCCAGGCCCGCCGCGCCGGUGGGAGUCGACGGCUGCCGUAGCAGGCAAAAACCUCUCCGUCCCCUGCGAGGCCCGCUUCAACGAGGUCGGCGUGCAGCAGCUGAGCACGCGCAUCUACGAGCAGCUGUUCCCCCGCGGCAACACCUCCCCGCCCUCCCCCGAACUGAUCGAGCUUGCGCGCGAUCACCUGCGCCGUCACGACCUCCUCGGCAAGAACACCGAUACUACCCCACCCAUCGCCUUCGACCUGCCACCCCUGGCGGGCGAGUCGCUCGAUGAGCACUUCUACAAGCUGGGUGUCGACGCGGCCGAGCCCUUCCUCACGCAUGCGAAACAGCUGGCCAAGUCGACUCUGCCGCCGAAGCCGAGGUCGUGGCUGCGCCGGAGCGGAUGGACAAAGUACUACCCGGACGGCCGCACGGAGCAGGUGGAUGCUCCAGAGGGGAACAUGCUCGCCUUCGACACCGAGGUCAUGUGGAAGGAGAGCCCGUUCGCCGUCAUGGCCUGCGCCGCCACCCCGGAGGCUUGGUAUGCAUGGCUGUCGCCCUGGUUGCUGGGAGAGACGGAGAAUGACCGUCAGCUGGUACCGCUCGGUGAUGCGACGAAGGAACGAGUCAUUGUGGGCCACAAUGUCGGCUUCGACCGGGCCAGGAUAUUGGAGGAGUACGCCCUCCAGCAGACUCGGAAUUCCUUCCUCGACACAAUGUCGCUGCAUGUCGCCGUCAAUGGCAUGUGCUCGCAGCAGCGGCCCACCUGGAUGAAGCACAAGAAGAACCGGGAGCUGCGCGACAAGAUCGCCAAGGAGUCGAGCAACAUCGAGUUGGUCGAGCUGCUCAACAACGGCGCAUUUACGGCAGAAGAGGAAGAGCUAUGGGUGGAGCGGAGUUCGAUUAACUCCCUCCGGGACGUUGCCAAGUUCCACCUCAAUAUCUCGAUCGACAAGGAGCUUCGGAACUCCUUUGGCGAGUUGAGCCGUGAAGGCGUCGUGGAAAAGCUGGACGAGCUACUGACGUACUGCGCGGCUGAUGUCGCCAUCACCCACCGUGUCUACCAGAUCGUGUUCCCUAACUUUCUCCGUGUUUGCCCCCAUCCUGUCAGCUUCGCCGCGCUGCGCCACCUCUCAUCUGUGAUCUUGCCCGUCGACAAGUCGUGGGACUCGUACCUUGCCAACGCGGAAGCCACCUACCACAAGCUCUCCGAUGCCGUGCAGGACCGCCUCAUUGCGCUGACCGAAAAGGCCCUGGAGAUCAAGGACGACCGCGAGAAGUGGGCCAACGACCCUUGGAUGAGCCAGCUGGACUGGUCCGGCCAGGAGAUUAAGAUGGUCAAGGGCAAGAAGAAGGGCGACCCGCCCCGGCCCGCGGCAAGACAGAAGAAACCGGGGAUGCCCCAGUGGUACAAGGAUCUGUUCGCCAAGAACGACUCCCCCAUCAACAUCAGCGUCCGCACGAGGAUAGCGCCGCUGCUUCUCCGCUUGGCCUGGGACGGUCAUCCACUUUUCUGGUCCGACAAGCACGGGUGGACCUUCAGGGUGCCGCGGGACCAGGCGGCGAAGUACGUGGAACGCCAGAUGCUGCCCUGCGACUUCACGGACGAGCCAAUUGCGGCGCUGAGGGAAGACGCAGACCAUCUCUACUUCAAGCUGCCGCACAAGGACGGGCCCACCGCCCGAUGUGUCACCCCGAUGGCCAAGGGGUACCUCUCGUAUUUUGAGAAGGGGACGCUCUCGUCCGAAUAUCCGUACGCCAAGGAGGCUCUCGAGAUGAAUGCAUCGUGCUCGUACUGGAUCAGCGCCCGCGACAGGAUCAUGUCACAGCUGGUGGUCUACGAAGAUGACCUACCGUCAUCCGCCACCAAGGCGCCGUCAUUGUCGACCGGGGAGUCAGUGGCCGAGGAGCCGCCGGUUGGCGGUUUCAUCUUGCCCCAGGUGAUUCCCAUGGGCACAAUCACGCGCCGCGCGGUCGAGAACACUUGGCUCACGGCAUCGAACGCGAAGAAGAACCGCGUCGGGUCGGAGCUCAAGGCCAUGGUCCGCGCGCCGCCGGGCCACGUCUUUGUCGGCGCCGACGUCGACUCGGAGGAGCUCUGGAUCGCGUCGGUGGUGGGUGACGCCACCUUCAGGAUCCACGGCGGCAACGCCAUCGGCUUCAUGACGCUCGAGGGCACCAAAGCGGCCGGGACCGACCUCCACAGCCGGACGGCGUCCAUCCUCGGAAUCACCAGGAACGACGCCAAGGUGUUCAAUUACGGCCGCAUCUACGGCGCCGGGCUCAAGUUCGCGGCCCAGCUGCUGCGGCAAUUCAACCCCAGUCUCAGCGAGAAAGAGACACUUACCAUAGCCAGCAAGCUCUACGCGACGACCAAGGGCACCAAGACCAACCGGAAAUCGCUCUACAAGCGCCCCUUCUGGCGGGGAGGCACCGAGUCUUUCGUCUUCAACAAGCUGGAAGAGUUCGCGGAGCAAGAGCGCCCGCGGACCCCGGUGCUCGGCGCGGGGAUCACGGAAGCGCUCAUGGGCCGCUUCAUCAGCAAGGGCGGCUACCUCACCUCGCGCAUCAACUGGGCGAUCCAGUCCAGCGGCGUCGACUAUCUGCACCUGCUGAUCGUCGCCAUGGACUACCUGGCGCGGCGCUAUAACAUCGCGGCGCGCCUGGCGCUCACCGUGCACGACGAGAUCCGCUACCUGGUGCAGGAACACGACAAGUACCGCGCCGCCAUGGCGCUGCAGGUCGCCAACCUCUGGACGCGCGCCAUGUUCGCGCAGCAGGUGGGCAUCCACGACCUGCCGCAGAGCUGCGCCUUCUUCUCCGCCGUCGACAUCGACCGCGUGCUGCGCAAGGAGGUCGACAUGGACUGCGUCACCCCCAGCAACCCGACGCCGAUCCCGCCCGGCGAGAGCAUCGACAUCGCCGCCCUGCUCGCCAAGGGCGACGCCGCCCGCCUCGACGAGUCCAUCACCCCGGACCCGCGCUUCGCCCCGGACCUGUCCCGGAUCGCCUACACCCCGCGCAAGCCCGUCAUGCAAGAACUGCGCGAGGCGGAAGCCGCCGACCCGGCCGCCGAGCUGCGCCUCAUCCGCGCGCAGAUCUGCAACGACGAGGCCGAGUUCCGCGACAUCCUCAAGGAAACCCGCAAACCCCCCGCCGCCCCGCUUUCCUCCUCCUCCUCCUCCUCUCCAGCCGCAACGAAGAAACAGCCCGCCAAGCCAGCAGCACCCAAAUCCUCCCCCACCGCCACCGCGGCGGCGAAAAAGAAGCCGCCCGUCCUGCCGUACUACGCCUCGCCCCGCCUGAUGCCCGUCCAGCGCGAGCCGAUGUCGGUCGCCGAGGCCCUCGGCGCCGGCCGCUUCGCCCGCGCCCACGCCGGCGGCGGCGGCGGCGGCGGGUUCGACAAGGCCCGGUGGGACUGGCGCUCUGGGUCGUCGGCGCGCGUGCCUGGCUCUGCGGCCGCGGCGGCGGCGGGGAAGGGCACGCGGCUUUAGUGUAGAGAUGGAUGGAUGCUUGGCUGGUUUGGUUGGGCUUGGCUUGGCUCCGGUGCUCAUUGCCCUUUUCUCUUAUUCUUGUUU
Thermothielavioides terrestris NRRL 8126 is the source of this 3825-nucleotide messenger RNA. RefSeq lists its product as uncharacterized. Gene Ontology annotation, cellular component: gamma DNA polymerase complex; mitochondrion. The transcript has a single exon. The coding region runs from base 145 to 3741 and encodes 1198 amino acids. Lineage: Eukaryota; Fungi; Ascomycota; Sordariomycetes; Sordariales; Chaetomiaceae. Gene Ontology annotation, biological process: mitochondrial DNA replication. Gene Ontology annotation, molecular function: DNA-directed DNA polymerase activity; 3'-5' exonuclease activity; DNA binding. The record is from RefSeq and is a predicted model, not a curated record.